GAUAAACUUCAAUAUUUCAAAUAUCUAAAAUCAGACAACGAGUAAAACGAGUGUGAUGAAGAGGGUACGGGACACUGCGCCUUCUCUUGUAGAUACAAGGGCUCAGAGUGCGUCUGGACAAAGAAUACUUUUCACAGGGCCAAACGGCAUUGGAGAUUUCCGUCCCAGAUUGGACUAUUUUCCCCGGAGCACUGGAAUCGGCCCCUUAUCUCCAGAUGCCACGAGUGAUCUCAACUACCUUUUUCGGUCUGCACCAAGUGCGACCCCGCCGUUACCGAAGCACUGUUACACCGGAGGAGUGGGCUGGGGUCUGCAGUACUCCAACACACUGAACAGGCGGACCUUAAUCAGCAGCAUACACAAUGAGAUUGACCAAUUUCAUUCAGCUGGGGAUGAUGGAGUGACUCACAGCCCAUGCACACAGGCACACUCCAGACCAGUUAUUGGACAAGCAGCCGACCUGCUGGAGGCUUUCUCAGAACCACAGCACACAUGAUACCUACAGUGAGAACAACAACAAACAUCUCCUGCUUAACAAGCAGUGACUGUCAAUACAUACUGACAAAUCUCAACCAGGCGGCAUUACUUUUCAACAAAUGUAUUAUCUCUGGAAAAUGUCAAGAGGCCUGAGUCAUGAUUCUCAUUGCGGUUGCUUUGUGAUCAUUAAACUGCUUAUUAUCUAAAUAGCAUUGUGUCGGCUGUAUUAUAAAUCCCCUUUAAAUGUCUCCCCAAUAAAAUCUCUUAU
Xyrauchen texanus (razorback sucker) is the source of this 745-nucleotide messenger RNA. RefSeq lists its product as uncharacterized. The transcript is spliced from 5 exons. The record is from RefSeq and is a predicted model, not a curated record. Bases 56 to 496 code for a protein of 146 amino acids. NCBI's taxonomy places the organism in Eukaryota, Metazoa, Chordata, Actinopteri, Cypriniformes, Catostomidae.